This is a messenger RNA of Juglans microcarpa x Juglans regia, 1314 nucleotides long. Its product is annotated as acyl-coenzyme A oxidase 4, peroxisomal-like. Gene Ontology annotation, molecular function: acyl-CoA dehydrogenase activity; flavin adenine dinucleotide binding. Gene Ontology annotation, biological process: fatty acid beta-oxidation. The record is from RefSeq and is a predicted model, not a curated record. Gene Ontology annotation, cellular component: peroxisome. Lineage: Eukaryota; Viridiplantae; Streptophyta; Magnoliopsida; Fagales; Juglandaceae. The transcript has 13 exons. The coding region runs from base 1 to 1314 and encodes 437 amino acids.
AUGACAAUUUUCUCAUCCACAAAGCGAGAUGAUCUUGACCAAAAUGUUAAAAGUUCUUAUUUUAAUUUACCCCCACUGGAUGUUUCCAUCGCAUUCCAACAGGCAACUCCAGCGUCUGUCUUUCCUCCUUGUGCUUCAGACUAUUUUCAACUUGAUGAUCUAUUGACUCCUGAGGAGAAGGCCAUCAGGUUGAAAGUAAGACAGUGCAUGGAACAAGAAAUAGCUCCAAUAAUGACAGAGUAUUGGGAGAAGGCCAAGUUUCCGUUUCAUGUUAUUCCAAAACUUGGUGCCCUGAAUAUCGCAGGUGGCACAAUCAAGGGCUAUGGGUGUCCUGGUCUCUCCAUUACUGCAAGCGCUGUUGUUUCAGCAGAGAUUGCUAGAGUUGAUGCAAGUUGUUCCACAUUCAUAAUGGCACAAUUAUCAUCUCUGGCAAUUGCAUUGUGUGGAUCAGAGGCACAGAAGCAAAAAUAUCUACCAUCUUUGGCACAGUUAAACGCUGUAGCGUGUUGGGCUUUGACUGAGCCUGGAUAUGGAAGUGAUGUAAGUGCUAUGAAGACAACAGCAACCAAGGUGCAAGGAGGUUGGAUACUUGAGGGCCAAAAGCGCUGGAUUGGAAACGGUACCUUUGCAGAUUUAUUCGUUAUUUUUGCAAGGAAUGCCACAACAAAGCAGAUAAAUGGAUUUAUAGCAAAGAAGGAUGCCCCUGGAUUAACAGCUACAAAAAUAGAAAACAAAAUUGGCCUGCGAAUUGUUCAAAAUGGAGAUAUUAUAUUAAAGAAUGUUUUUGUCCCUGAUGAGGACAGGUUACCUGGCAUUGAUUCUUUUCAGGAUGCAAACAAGAUGCUUAAUGUUUCACGCAUUAUGGUUGCCUGGCAACCUAUUGGCAUAUCAAUGGGCAUCUAUGAUAUGUGUCACAGGUAUCUGAAGGAGAGGAAACAGUUUGGAGCACCACUUGCAGCUUUCCAAAUCAAUCAACAGAAACUUGUUCAUAUGCUGGGUAAUGUUCAAGCAAUGAUUCUAGUUGGUUGGCGCCUCUGCAAAUUGUAUGAGAAUGGAAAAAUGACUCCAGGUCAAGCUAGUUUGGCAAAGUCAUGGAUCACCUUGAAGGCAAGAGAAACCGCUGCAAUUGGGCGGGAGUUACUUGGGGGCAAUGGAAUUUUGGCCGAUUUUUUAGUCGCAAAGGCAUUCUGCGAUCUGGAGCCUAUAUACACAUAUGAAGGCACCCACGACAUCAACAGCCUGGUCACAGGUAGGGAAAUCACUGGUAUUGCCAGCUUUAAGCCUGCUGUAUUGAGCAAACGAAGCCGCCUGUAA